ACUUAUUGAAUGCUGUUGAUGAUGAGAUAGGGGUGGUGGACGUCAGUUGUUUUGAGGAAUUUAUUGAAAAGUACGUUAAAUGGUGAAUAAAUGGUGUUCACAGCUAGCUAGUUUCAUUUUGUUGUUGUUUUGUCGAGUCGUGUUAGUAAGCUCUGAAAAAAGAACUUCUUGUCGUUAAAGGAAAAAGUUUUCUUGUCGAAGAAAUUCUUGUCGUUGCAAUAUCGGUGGAGGAUUGUCGGAAAGCGGAAUCUGUCGGAAGAAAUUUGGUCUAACUAGAAGGAUUUGGUCUGGCUGAAAGAAUAGCUGAUCUGAUUUUGGAAAAAGCCACCCGCCCACUCGUGUUGAAUUUUCUGUCGGAGUGUAGUGCUGUUACGGUUGUUUUUCCUGUCAAAUUGCAGUUCUGGUUGCUCGAGAUUGUGACCCGAUACGAACCGACAAAAUCAGCACCGACAAUUCAAGACCGUUAUCAGACCGUUGAUGGACCAAUUGAAAAGGAAGAAAAAUGUACCUUUACAACAGAUAGCAACUACCAAUCAACGAAAAAUGAGUGAGACUGACCGAGCGAAGGAACUCGGGAGGAAAGCAUUCGAAUUCCUCUAUUUGGUGUUUUAUGGGCCGCCAUUAAACGCUCCGCACACAUACGAUCGUGCGAUACAAAUAUCGCUUGUUUCAUUAUGGCAAUUCACCGAUGCGAAAAAACCAAUUAACGCGGCCGAGCUAAACGAUCACAAAGAACGAGUCACCAUAAUUCAGGAUUUAAUCCCCACAAUCCCACUUUUAAACGUGGGUAUAGGCCAAAAUUUUCCUGAUGUGGAAGAUGUCGACAUCAUAACUCGAGAAGCUCAUUAUAAGGCCCGAUCAUUAUUGUCCGCGUUAAAUAUGUUUUAUAGCUUUGAAUUGCCGCUUGUUCAAUAUCCCGCAACCAGUUUGUCUGGUAAUGAGACAACGUGAUUGUGGCUAAUUCGAGUUCGCAGCAAAAUGUUAGUGAAGAUGGAACAAAAAAAUAAAAUAAUUAAAAAUGUGAAAAAAAAACAAAAUUUGUAUAGGAUAGUUAAUGAAAUUGAACUUAAUUUUGAGUAGGCA
Bradysia coprophila is the source of this 1083-nucleotide messenger RNA. RefSeq lists its product as uncharacterized. NCBI's taxonomy places the organism in Eukaryota, Metazoa, Arthropoda, Insecta, Diptera, Sciaridae. The record is from RefSeq and is a predicted model, not a curated record.